This is a messenger RNA of Histoplasma capsulatum G186AR, 402 nucleotides long. RefSeq lists its product as uncharacterized. The record is from RefSeq and is a predicted model, not a curated record. NCBI's taxonomy places the organism in Eukaryota, Fungi, Ascomycota, Eurotiomycetes, Onygenales, Ajellomycetaceae. The transcript has 3 exons. Bases 1 to 402 code for a protein of 133 amino acids.
AUGACUUUAUCCAAGUUAAAAGACUUGGAGGUUCAGCUGGUAUCAUUGAUCAUUGCGCCCGAUACAGCAUCUCCCCAACUCUCAAUGACUCGAUUCUUGCUCUCAAAACCAUCGUCCACUAUCACUCUCAUCAACAGUUUACAAGUUACAAUAGCCCUGAUUAUGGAGACACCUAAUCCAGGAAGUUAUAACAUUGUUAGGAGAGAGGGAAAGCCGGAUACAGAUGCGCACGAAAACGGCACAUCCGCACGUUGCAGUGUCUUAGGGCUCACGCCGGAAGUGGUGAUCCAAGGCCUUGUCACACAGAUCAUUUAUUCGACGCCGUUGGUUCCAAAUGGUUUCGAGUGUGGCGUGUGGCAAUGGUAUCAGGCUCUGUCUCAUUCUGCCUCUCUUGGACGCUGA